AGACCCCUCGGUGGGAAUUUUUAGACCCCAGGCCCUUCUGGCUUCCUUCCCAUCCUCUUAGUCUCCUGAGGUCCCUUCCUCAUACCAGUGUUCCUCUCCAAGUCGUGAGAGUCACUGUGACUCUCAGCUGCUCUCUUUUUACAGGGUAUCCCAAAAGUCUUGGAGCAAUUUUCAUCCUUAAAAGCUUCCGUUCUUUUAGUUACACUCAAUGGUAUAAUGAUGCGGGACAGUUCUGAAGGAUUUAUAAUAAAGAAUUCUAUCCACCUCCAGAGAAAAAACUGUUGGAGUAGGGAUGCUGAUCAAAGCAAGAGCAUUCUAUUUUUUUUUUUACUUUAGUUUAUUUGGGUUUUAUUUUGGGGGUUUGGUUUUAUGUGAGUAUAUUUUCUUACAACAGUGACCAAUAUGGAAAUAAGUUUUGUGUGAUCUAUAUGUAAAAACAACCCAAAUCAAGUUGCUAACCAUUACCCAGGAGGGAAGGAGGGAGACAAUUUGGAUCUAAUAAUUUCGGGAAAUGUAUGUUGAAAAUUGUUAUUACAUGUGAUUGAGAAAAAAUACCGUACUUAAAAAAAAAAAGCUUGAAGUCUUUUGGGAGAACUUGUAUAUAAACUGCUGUCUCCGCAGAGCUGUAUUAGAUGCAGACUCAUUUUAUACAUAAUAUGCAUUUACAGUCUUCUGCAGUCACCACUCCCUCCCCAGAGUCCCUUAGCCUUGCGCACAGACAGGAGCAUCAAUAAUUCAGCUACAGCCACAAGUGCCAAGAGAUUCUCACGCAGACUCUGAAUCUCGUUGUCCAGCCCAAGAUCUUGGCUCCCACCCCAGCUCCACCCCAGCAGCUACUUCAGCUGCCCCUCAUCUCCCCCUACUAAGAGAACGGAAGGGGGAAGGGGACAGGAGAGGAGGAGAUGGCUGCGUGUUAGGGGUAACAAUUCAGAGGUAUAUGGGAGCGGGGUGGAAGAAGAGUGAGACUCGGAGACUGGGAGGGGCUCAGUUGUCCAGCCGGGGAAGUGGGAGGCGGCUGUGGCGCCGGGAAAAGCUUGUCGCCCCUACCAUCCCAGUUUCACUCUCCCUGGUGUAGAACUCCCUGGGUCAGUUCCCAGGUCUUCUCUCGGGGCCUCAGCACCUCCCACAGUAGGGGCACCACACACAGAUAAUGGCUUGACGUCGUGGACACUUCAGGUCGCUUGAUAGAACCCUAAAAGGGAGAGGGGGAGGAGAAGCUCAAGAGGGAAGGAAGAAGAAAGGGACCAAGGAACGGAAAACCUGAGACUAGGAGAAGGGCAGGAUUGAGCUGCCAGCUGUUCUUCGGAGCCCGAUUGUGACUUUGGGCUGGUGAGGGCAGGUGGUGAGGGUGAAGAGAUCAUGCCCCGCCUCUUCAGCCCCAGGCCUCCCCCCAGCGAAGAUCUCUUCUACGAGACUUAUUACAGCCUGAGCCAGCAGUACCCCCUGUUAUUACUGCUGCUGGCCAUCGUACUUUCCACGCUUCUCGCUCUGCUUGCAGUCACUUGGGCCAGCGGUCGGGCGCUGGACUCAGACCCAGCCUUCCUGGCCGGGGUGUUGGGCGCAUUCGGAGGCUUUGCACUUUUGCUCUGCCUGGCUUCGCGCGAGCAGCGUCUGCAGCGCUGGACCCGCCCGGUAUCGGCUCUCGUAUGGGCCGCCCUACUGGCCCUGGGCCACAGCUUCCUGUUCACCGGAGGUGUGGUCAGCGCCUGGGACCAGGUGUCUUUCUUCCUCUUUAUCAUCUUCACUGUGUACACCAUGCUGCCUUUGGGUAUGCGGGAUGCAGCUGCAGCCGGUCUGGUCUCUUCUUUAUCCCACCUCCUAGUCCUUGGGCUGUACCUUGGAUCUCAAUCUGUCUCCCGGCCCCCGCUUCUCCCUCAGUUGGCUGCCAACGCGGUGCUGUUCUUGUGCGGGAAUGCGGCAGGAGCCUAUCACAAGGCGCUAAUGGAGCGCGCGCUUCGGGACACGUUCCGGGAGGCUCUGAGCUCCCUGCACUCUAGGAGGCGGCUGGAUUCUGAGAAGAGACACCAGGAACAUCUCCUGCUAUCCAUCCUGCCGGCUUACCUAGCCAGGGAAAUGAAGGCUGAGAUCAUGGCUCGGCUCCAGGCUGGGCAAGGUCCCCGGCCUGAGGGCACCAACAAUUUUCACAGUUUAUAUGUAAAGAGACAUCAGGGUGUCAGUGUGCUGUACGCAGACAUUGUUGGCUUCACUCGACUGGCCAGCGAAUGCUCCCCGAAGGAACUGGUGCUUAUGCUGAACGAACUCUUUGGCAAGUUUGAUCAGAUCGCCAAGGAACACGAGUGCAUGCGGAUUAAGAUUCUGGGAGACUGUUACUAUUGCGUUUCUGGUCUGCCACUUUCUCUGCCGGACCACGCACUCAACUGCGUGCGCAUGGGGCUGGACAUGUGCCGUGCUAUCCGGAAGCUGAGGGCUGCCACGGGAGUGGACAUCAACAUGCGUGUGGGUGUGCACUCGGGCAGCGUGCUCUGCGGUGUCAUCGGUCUUCAGAAGUGGCAAUACGACGUCUGGUCCCAUGAUGUCACCCUGGCUAACCACAUGGAGGCCGGUGGAGUGCCAGGUCGAGUGCACAUCACUGGGGCAACCCUGGCCCUGCUGGGAGGGGCUUAUGCUGUGGAGGAUGCAGCUCCAGGGCAUCGGGACCCAUAUCUCCGAGAGCUUGGGGAACCCACCUACCUGGUCAUUGACCCAAGGGCAGAGGAGAAAGAAGAAGAGGAAGUAACUGCAGGGGGACCACUGUCCCCUCCUGAGGGACCCAAGAUGCGUCCAUCACUUCUGAUGACCCGAUACUUGGAGUCCUGGGGUGCAGCCAAGCCUUUUGCCCACCUCGGCCACCUGGACAGUCCUGUGCCCACCUCACCCCCUCUUCUGGAAAAUGCCUUGGCCUCCCUGGGCCCACAGAGGAGUCUGGACCGGACCCGAACCCCUCGGGGACUUGAGGAUGAACUGGACACUGGGGAUGAAAAGUUCUUUCAAGUCAUCGAACAGCUCAAUUCCCAGAAACAAUGGAAACGAUCUAAGGACUUCAGCCCACUGACCUUAUACUUCAGAAAGAAAGAGAUGGAGAAGGAGUAUCGACUCUCAGCUCUUCCUGCCUUCAAGUAUUAUGCAGCCUGUACCUUUCUGGUUUUCCUUUCCAACUUCACCAUUCAGAUGCUUGUGGCCAACAGGCCCCCAGCUCUGGCUGUCACUUAUGGCAUCAUCUUCAUCCUCUUCUGCCUCCUCCUCUUCAUCUGCUUCUCAGAGCACUUGACGAAAUGUGUCCUGAAGGGUCCCAAGUUUCUGCACUGGCUGCCAGGCCUUUCAGGAACUAUAGCCACAAGACCUGGUCUUCGAGUUGCUCUGGGCACCACCACCAUCCUUAUUGUCCUCACCAUGGCCAUCGUCAACCUGUUCUUUCAGCCAAUGUCAGAAUGCUCCUUCUCAGCCUCCAAUUCCUCUACUGCUGCUCUCAACAUCUCCUGGGAUAUCCCUGGUUCCUUUCCUCUAAUCAGUGUCCCGUACUCCAUGCACUGUUGUGUGCUGGGCUUCCUCUCCUGUUCCCUCUUUCUGCAUAUGAACUUCGAAUUGAAGCUGCUGUUGCUACUACUCUGGUUGUUGGCCUCCUGCAGCCUCUUCUUGCAUUCCCAUGCCUGGCUCUCUGACUGCCUUGUUGCCCAUCUCUACCCAACUCCCAGUGCUCAAAGGCCUGGGGUUCUGAAGGAGCCCAAAGUGAUGGGUGCCAUCUCCUUCUUCGUCUUCUUCUUUACCCUUCUGGCGCUGGCUCGGCAGAAUGAAUAUUAUUGCCGAUUGGAUUUCCUAUGGAAAAAGAAGCUUCGGCAAGAGCGGGAGGAAACAGAGACCAUGGAGAACCUGACUCGGCUGCUGCUGGAAAAUGUACUACCUGCACAUGUUGCCCCCCAGUUCAUUGGUCAGAACCGGAGAAAUGAGGACCUCUACCACCAAUCCUAUGAAUGUGUUUGUGUCCUCUUUGCUUCUGUCCCUGACUUCAAAGAGUUUUACUCUGAGUCCAACAUCAACCGUGAGGGGCUAGAGUGUCUUCGGCUGCUCAAUGAGAUCAUUGCUGACUUUGAUGAGCUACUCUCUAAACCCAAGUUCAGUGGUGUGGAAAAGAUCAAAACCAUUGGCAGCACAUACAUGGCAGCUACAGGGUUAAAUGCCACCUCUGGACAGGACACGCAGCAGGACUCUGAAAGAAGUUGCAGCCACCUGGGCACAAUGGUGGAGUUUGCAGUGGCCCUGGGGGCCAAACUGGACAUCAUCAACAAGCACUCAUUCAACAACUUCCGCCUGCGUGUGGGGUUGAAUCAUGGACCAGUUGUAGCUGGGGUAAUUGGAGCACAGAAACCACAAUAUGACAUCUGGGGCAACACUGUGAAUGUGGCAAGCAGAAUGGAAAGCACAGGCGUUUUGGGCAAGAUUCAGGUAACUGAGGAAACAGCCCGGGUCCUACAGUCUUUGGGCUACACCUGCUAUAGUAGAGGAGUAAUCAAAGUAAAGGGCAAAGGGCAGCUCCGAACCUACUUCCUAUCCACAGAAUUGGCACGGACUGGGCCCCCUGGGGCCACACUUAGCUGAAAUAUGCCCCCUCCCUUCAAUUCUUUCACUUCAAAAAUGCUCAAUAAAGCAACACUAUUUCCUA
Monodelphis domestica (gray short-tailed opossum) is the source of this 4657-nucleotide messenger RNA. RefSeq names its product adenylate cyclase 4 (gene ADCY4). Gene Ontology annotation, biological process: adenylate cyclase-activating G protein-coupled receptor signaling pathway; intracellular signal transduction; adenylate cyclase-inhibiting G protein-coupled receptor signaling pathway. NCBI's taxonomy places the organism in Eukaryota, Metazoa, Chordata, Mammalia, Didelphimorphia, Didelphidae. Gene Ontology annotation, cellular component: plasma membrane. Gene Ontology annotation, molecular function: adenylate cyclase activity. The record is from RefSeq and is a predicted model, not a curated record.